AUGGAGCUCAAGCUUGAUAUGUCGAAGGCCUAUGACCGGUUGGAAUGGGAGUUCAUCAUUGGUUUUUUGAGAUCCAUGGGGUUUCUAGAGCCUCUUAUUUUGGAAGCUUAUCGUGACAAGAAGUUACACGGUGUUAGGGUGGCUAGGAAAACACCUAUUAUUUCCUACCUCUUCUUUUCCAAUGAUAGCCUACUUUUUGCUCGUUCUAACUUGGAUGAUGUUAAAGAUAUGAUUCGUAAUAUGACGAAGCUAAAGACAGUGAUGCGACACUCCAGGUAUCUCGGGAUCCCGAUGGUUUUUAGUCGUUCUAAGAAGGAAAUAUUUAGCCUUGUGAUUGAGAGGGUGUGGAAGAAAUUAAAAGGUUGGAAGGAGAAGUUUUUGUCUAGAGCGGGGAAAGAAGUGUUAAUCAAGGUCAUUGCUCAAGCUAUUCCUAGCUACAUCAUAAGUUGUUAUAAGUUGUCUGAAGGGAGGCUUCAGUCUGGUGAGGAUUCCCUUCUAGCUAGAGUUCUAAAAGGCAGGUAUUUUCCUAAUUGUUAUAUACUUGACACUGAAGUUGGAUUCUCUCUAAGCGAUGCCUGGAGAAGCAUUAUGUCUGCUAAAGAUUUAAUUAUUAGGGGCUCUCGUUGGAGGAUUGGAAGGGGUUACAAGGUUAUAGUGUGGAAAGAUAAUUUGUUGCCUGGUUUUGUUGUUUUCAAUGGCCAAAGAUUAGAUGAUGGGUUUGAGGAGGAUGUGAAAGUUAGUGAGCUAAUUUAUUUUGACCUUUGCAGGUGGAGAGAUGACAUUAUACAUUCUUACUUUGAUUCUGAGGUGGUGCCUCAAAUCCUAAGCAUUCCCCUUUCGAGGCGCUGUCCCUCUGACGAGUUAUUUUGUUUAAGUGAAAAGAAUGACAACUUCUCUGUUUGGUUAGCUUACCAUUUUCUCCAUCAAAGGAAAUUAAACCAGAGAGCUACCCUCAAACCAUCCUUCCACGCCUCUGUGGAAAAAUAUGUGGCACUGUCAUUUGCACCAUCGUGUAAGAAUUUCAUUUGGAGGAUUGCAAAGAAUAUUUUCCCUACAAAGUCAAACCUUCAAAGGAAAGGUAUAGCCCUUGAUCCCUUAUGUCCCUUUUCUGAGGAACUAACUCAUGUGUUCGGUGUUGUGGAAGAUUUAGAAUGCACGAAAUCUCUAUCAUUUCCAAUCAAAAACUACUAA
Vicia faba (fava bean) is the source of this 1191-nucleotide messenger RNA. The record is from the annotation of a GenBank genome assembly. NCBI's taxonomy places the organism in Eukaryota, Viridiplantae, Streptophyta, Magnoliopsida, Fabales, Fabaceae.